Rhipicephalus sanguineus (brown dog tick) is the source of this 6194-nucleotide messenger RNA. RefSeq names its product protein lingerer. The transcript is spliced from 23 exons. Bases 99 to 3578 code for a protein of 1159 amino acids. Gene Ontology annotation, biological process: multicellular organism development. The record is from RefSeq and is a predicted model, not a curated record. Lineage: Eukaryota; Metazoa; Arthropoda; Arachnida; Ixodida; Ixodidae. Gene Ontology annotation, cellular component: extracellular region; nucleus; cytoplasm. Gene Ontology annotation, molecular function: hormone activity.
ACGAGAGGUUUGCUUCGUCACGUGACACACAAGCAGCGUUUUGUGAGCGCAUUUCCAAGCUUUUGUACAUAACAUUUUGUACAUACGGUAUUCAAGUGAUGAGUUCGAGUAAUACACAGAGGGCGGGGAAAAGCAGCCGGGAUCGAGGGAACAAGUCACCGUCGGCGGCGACGACACAGUCCCCCAAGGCGGUCACUGCCACAGAUGGGCAUGCCAAGCCGCCCGACGGCUUCAUUCCCAAAGUCCAGCCAACUCCCGAACAGAUCCGGCUGGCACAGAUUAUCAAUGACCCAACGAAGCAGGACGAUCCGGACAUCAAGAACAAAGUCCAACAGGUGAUGGAGGUGACAGGCCAGUCCAGUGAUGCAGUCGUGAUAGCACUGCAUGACUGCGACAAUGACCCCACGCGAGCCAUCACCAUGCUCAUUGAAGGCAACAAGCAGGAGGGCGAGUGGGAGACUCGGGGCAAGAAGAAGAAGCCCGUGAAGGAGGGCAACCAGCAGCAGCAGCAACAACAGCAGCAGAAAGGGGACCAAGGUGGCCCCGCGAGCAGUAACAAGGAAAACCGUGGGGGGCCUCGCGGGGAGGGCGGCCCCCCACGCAACAUGCCCCGGGGGUCUAGCGGAGGAGGCAGAGGAGGAGGUCGCGGAGGCAGCUGGAAGAACAAGGAAAUCGAGAAGAACGAGCGAAACCUAGAAGACGGGCGCACUGGCGAGCGGACUGGCGACAUGCGACCACGAGGAGGCAGCAGACGUGGUGGCCGGGGCGGCAGAGGAGGUGGUGUUGGUGGGGGACGUGGUAGCCGCACGUUCCAGAACCGAGGGCUGGGCGGCCAUGACGGCUUCCCUCAGUCCAUGGACACGUGGACCAACAGCACGUCUGCCGGAGGACAGCGAGCAUCCAGAGGAAGCCAGCAGCAACAGCAGCAGCAGGACACCAUGGCAGUCGGCAACUGGAAUGACCUGGCGGUCAGUGAAGACUGGAGUGAAGAGGACUGGACUGGCCAGCUGGAAACUAAGGUGUUCACUGCAAGUGGAGCGGCUGCGAUACCUCCGCCAGCGCCCGACACGGCGAGCAUCAUACAGUUGUUGAAGGAGUCUCCACAUGAGUCGAUCAGUGUGGCACAGUACAACCAGCAAGCCACGGAAUCCAUCAAGGCGGCUGUUGGGGUUGGCUCGGCAGCCAAUUCGGUGAGCAACAGCAGCUACCCCGUGACUCAGGUGGUGUCCUCUGCGGACUCUUCUUCCGUCACAACCUCCAAGCCUGUUCCUGCACCCCAGCGGACAAAGACACCGAGGGUGCGUGUGCCACCACCUUCGAAGAUACCGGAGUCUGCAGUGGAAAUGCCAGAGGACAGUGCUGUGUCAUCGCUAGAAGUCCAGUUCGGUGGCCUCGAGUUUGGCACGGACACAUUUGACUUCGGGGCUGCGGAUGGCUUGGCAGCGGUGUCCACUGCACAACCCACGAUGCCGCCAGGGCUGGUUCAAACGGAGCAGGCGUCAGUCACUGCAUCCGUUCCAUCAUCCACACCUUACAUGGAUGGACAUCACUCGGUCAGUAAGGUCCCAUCAUCGACAGUCAUCUCCAGCAGUCCUGUGGGUCCAAUGGGUCCUUCCUCAGUUGCCAGCAAGGACGUCUCUCCCACGACGGCUGGCGCAGUGCCACAGGCACAGUCGCAGCAACCAUCACAGCAACAGUCUCAGCAGCAAUCACUACCUUCACAACCAUCGGCAGCAGCACCUCCCAGUGCCUCCCUGCCUCGACCUCCUGGCAUCCCUGCACCCAAGGAACCUCCUCAGGGCAUGGGGAACAGUGUGCCCCCUACAGCGAAUGCAUUGGGUGGGGCUCCCGCAUCCUCUGCAACCUCUGCAGCGGUCGCAGCAUCUGCAGCCUCCUCGGCCAGUCACAAGCCUGGCUCUGUGAUGGCCCCUGAGCAUCUGCUGCUGCAGUCGCAAUCCCACUCUGAGCGCAGCAAGCCCGUGUCAUCCUCAUCUGUGGCUGGCCCACAGUCCAAGAUGUACACCGGUGGAGCUGCCGCCCAGAGGAACAGCCAAGGGCUAGAAGGUGGGCUGUCGUCUGCGGGCAAAGUGGAGCAGCCAAUGUACUCGUCGGCAGGCGGUGGAGGCCAGCACUACAGUGGUGGGGCCUACCCAGGGGGUGGGGGCAAGGGCCUGGUGGGCUCCUACUUGGCCCACUCUCAGGGCUUCCCAUCGUCCACCACGGGGCAGCAGCAUUACUACACUGCUCAGCAGCCCACCAGUUCCACAACUGCUGCCUUUGGCCAGCAGCAGAGCAAUGGUUACCAGGGUCCGUACCAGAGCAAUGCCUAUUCCGGGCCGAGCCAGCCACAGCAGGCAAACUAUGGGGUCUCUUCCAAGCUCUCGGCAUCCGCAGGGUUGGGUCCUCACUCGGUGAAGGAUUCAGUGCUUGAUUCCACGUCUCAGCAAGGAACUGCCAGCCAGCACGUUUACGAGAACUCGCAUGUCCCCGCCACCGCAGCAGGGAUGCCAUCUGGGCCAGCGUCAACGCUAGCAACAACAGCGUCCUCGUUAGCGGGUGCCACGGCAACCACAUCUGUGCUCAAGAACUCUAUGUCAGCAACGGGCAAGACCAUGCCCACGAUGCCGCCUGGAGUGCCUACUGCCAUGCUUGGCCACCAGUUCCUUGUGGGAAACGCUGCCAUGCCGUACUAUGGCUUGCAGCAACAGCCUUUGUAUAGCUACGAAGACUUGCAGAUGCUACAGACUAGAAUGCCACACCUGGGCUACUAUGACAUGCAGUACCCUGUGCCUGCCACGAGCCUCGCCGGCCGAGACCUCACGUUGAACAACAUGGCUUUUGCAGAGGGUAGCAAGUUUGGCCGUGGCGAGAACAGCGACAGCAGUCCCGGCACAGUAGCUGGGGUGGGACCGCAAGGGGCUGCGGCAGGUGCUGCAGCUGCUGCCCAGGGUGGGGCCCAGGGGGGACAGCAGGGAGCACCCCCCACGGCAGGACAGCAGGCAGCUGCCAGCCAGCCGUUCUUGAGCACACUGCCCCCGGGAUACGGCUACUACUACCCAUCCAACCUCAUGCCCGGAUCCAUCCACCACUACGGACCGCCGCCCAUGUUCCCUGUGCCUCCAGCGACCAACGCCCACGGCCCCACCACAAGCGCGCAGUUUCAGAAAGCCAGUGCGUAUGCAUCCCAUUCGUUCACCUCCGGCGGGUAUGAUGGCCUAAGUCAGACACCAGACUAUGCCAAAAACACCUACGGCGCAGGUUCUCAGGGACAGGCUAAGGGCAUCUCGGGUUCAUUGGGUUCGGCCGAUGCAUCCAGGUCAGGGCACGCUAGAACCCACCCCCAUUUAGCAAAGUCUUUUGAGAAGCCAGGCUUUCUGGCAGGCUCGCAGUCUUCGGCAGUAGCGGCAUCCUCGACAGCAGCAGCAGCGGCAGGCCACCAACAGCAGCCCGGAGGCUCGUCUUAUCCGCAGUUUGCGGGACCUCGUGGCUCACCUCCGUCGUUGGCAAAGCAGCAGCAGCAACAGCAGCAGCAACCGGGUGGUCACGUGCGCCAGGGAUACCCGUACUGGGGCAACUGAAAUGUGUUGUGCUUCUGUGUCUCUCUCCUCUCUCUGCAAUAGUUUCUCCCUCCUCUUGGCCCAAGCAGUUUCUUUGCCUUGUUCACACCUAAAAGCCUGACGUAAAAACUCUCCUCUCCCGCUUUCUCUGUCAAGAGGGACGGCGCAGAAAAAGUUGUCUGUCCAAAUGCGCUCACAAGACAGUCCUCCCCCGCCCUUUUUCUGCUGCCGGCCCCCUCCCCCUUCGGACCGACUUGCUGUUUGUUGUUGCCCCAACUGUGCUUGCAGUGCUAUGCUGACGACGGGACAGUUUGUCUAAACGUUAGGCUUCCGGACAGCUGGCUGCUUGUGAGCGUUUCACAUGCUGCAGUGGCCCCUGCUGUAGUGAUGGUGAUGUUGCUUGCUGCCUUUUUUUUUUUUUUCUGCGCUUAAAGACCAACAUUUUUUUUUACGUCUUGUUUUCUUUGCUUGGCCACACUUUUAUUCCUGUACCUGCUUUUUUUUUUUUUUUUCUUAUUCUCUCUUUGUAGCAUGCAGUUGCUGUAUUGUAGCCCUACAGGCCUUCAUUUCUUUUUCUCUAGUUUGUCAUGAACUUCUAUGAGAGCAAAAGACUCAAUGCAUGUACUGGCCACUGCAGACUCGGGAUAUGUUUUUGCCAUCUGGGGAAGCACGAGCAAAUGUGUCCUAUCAGGCCUCAUGUGCGAUGAUGCAGUGAUUCUUGGGAUUUUUUUUCCCCUCUCUUUCAACAUAUGCUGCUGCACUGAUGGGUUGUUUCUGCAGAGCUUUUUACAUGGGGUUUUCCUUUCUCUGGCUUUUUUUUUUUUUUUCAUUUUCUUGUAUGCAUUGCACCUUUGCUCGUUGGACUUGUUUGAUGUACUUUUUUUUUUCUUUCAUUUUUUACAUCGAGAACGCCUGCCAGCCAUUGUAAAGAAUGUUUCAAAAACUUUUUUUUUUUUUUUUUUUCAAUGUGUGUCAGUGCACCAUAAACGCACCCUUAAUGUCGAGCAUUAGCACUGACAUUUCUUAGCAAAAUUAGAAAUCUGCAUUAGAAAUCUGCGAAAAGGUGUAGCAUUGACGAGGUGUACAUUUUCAGUGUAUCUUAGUCGAUCGAAUGUGGGUGGGUUUGGAUAAAAAGCCUAACCAGCUUUUUUCCUUUUUUUUCUUUUUCCUUGGCUGUCUGGAGCCAGAAUAUUUUUAUAGCUCCCCAAGCGGUUCUAUUCCCUUCUUGAAUGGUUCAUAGUGGCUUGUUUUUUGUUUCUUUUCCCCGGCAUCAGUGCCACGUCCAAACGGCACUGCUGCGCCGGUCUGAAGGCUGCCAAUUUCACAAAUGUGCCACUUCGAUUUUUUCAAUACGACUUCAAGCAAAGACUCAGUACAGCACAUCAAAAAAAAAAAAAUAAUAAAGGAACAAGCAGUACAAAGUGUACUGGAGACUUUGCAAAGUCCAGAUGGCACAUUUUAGAGACUGCAUCGCACAGAUCGGCGUAGCUUUGCCACCUUCUUUAGCCCAAGGGCUCUCCUUUGUUGUGAAACUACCUGCAAGGAAUGUAACCGUGAAGGGAGCUGAAAGUCGAGAGCAGUCUUUGGCUUUUUCGUUAUUAUUUCUCUUUAGCCUUAGCUGAACUUAUCUCAUUGUCCGCACUUAAUUUUUAUUUCUUUUUUGCUUCUCCCUCAUUUCGUUGUGUGCAUGUACUUCAGAGUGAACCCUUUUGUACAUAUUUGCCAGGAAGCGACAUUGUGAGCACUUUGCCGCAUUCAUAUUGUACGCCAUUUUUUUUUACGGCUUUUUUUUUCUCUCCCUCGCAUUGUGAUGUGUGUGUCUGUGUGCUUGGUUGUGUGCAUGCUUCUUUCAUAGCUUUUUUUUUUUCUUUCAAUCUCAAAACAAGAAAACCCGUUGUCAACACGAUUAGAAUUGUCUGGUGCUGGCAGGCAGGUCAUCUUGUUGUGAAAGGGGGGAAAAGCAUUGCCUCCAUCUAUUUCUUUUUCUCAGAAGUGAAAGCACGCUGCAUAUAAAACUAAACUUGUAGAGUGCGGUCGUUGCGUUUACGAACUUAUUGUCUUUUCGCAAUUUCGUUCUUGGGUGUCUGUUCUAAUGUUCUAAGCAGCGCUUCGAUUGUGGUCAAUGAGAGAACGGCAGCAGCUCGCAGUAGUAUUUUUUUCUACUGAACCAUUUUGCAAACGUUGUUGUCGUCCUCCUACUACUGUAAUAUUUUCGUGCUCCCCCCCACCCCUCCAUUUUUGUUUGUGAAGUUGACACACAUAAAAUAUAUAUAUAUAAUGUAUAUGUAUACAUAUUCGUAGGGAAAGUGAAAAAAACGGAGCAAGCAAGGAAGUCCCUUUGUAAAGUUGUUUUACCCCCCACACAAAGCGGAGAAAAAUGUGUGGCAAUGCUGCGUGAAAUCAGGACGAGAAAAAAGAAAAUAAAUGUUUGUAAAUAUAUGAAUAUACAUUUUUGUUUGUUUUCUUUUUGACUGUGUUUAUCAGCCUCCUUUCAGUGCAGAAUGCUCAUGGUCUGAUACAAGCAUGCAAAUGGGAAGAGUUGGUAGUUUCUGUUUGUGUGGUGAGAAGGUGUGAUAUAUAUAAAUAUAUAUAGUUUGUGACGAGAGGCUCCAGAAAAAAUAAAAUACUUGUCAUUAA